GGUGGCUCAUAUCCUGACAGGCUACACUAGGAGAGGAUGCCCGUAAUUUCCAAAAGAUAUCGAUCUCCAUAUCUCAGCCUUUUCCUCUAACAGGGUCACGACGCCUGUGUUCGUCAUCGGCGUUGCGAAAGGAACUCCGGAUAGCGGAUGAACACUGGGGCUUGGCAGAUCUCAACAAGGUUGGCACAUGCCAAGGGAGCUCAGCACGGAUUCCCCAACUGCGAGCACUAUUCCAACGACUGGAGAUGGGGGGAAUAGUGGCUAUCAUGCUGUCAGGUUCCUAAGAAAGGGAGUGGAACCAGGACGUCACGGAUCCCUAGCUGGUAAUCCCGUCAUGAUCCUCGGGGUUAGUGCCAAUUUGAUCAUCUUCUGCCCGAUGCUAAUUAUUCCAGUGGCUUUUGCGGGAAAGCAUUGUUGCACCUCUCCAGUGAUGGCGCAUGAAGUUGACCAAGGUUAAUCGGGACCUCCUCACUCCUCAAACAUAUAAGGAAUGGAUUCUCUGCCUGAUCAAUCCAUACCAACAGCUGAACCUCAUUCCACAAAGCUCUUUCAAUACAGAACUAUCUUGAAGGAUUUUCCAAUCUCAUUGCAUACUUGCCCCCGGCUUGCACGAACACCCACUGGAGCAAUUGCACUUCGGACCUCAUUCGCCAAUCCAAAGACUGCUAUAUCAAUCAGACUGUGAUAUUCACGUCAACCAUGUCUGCUG
Molecule: messenger RNA, 709 nt
Organism: Aspergillus glaucus CBS 516.65
Lineage: Eukaryota; Fungi; Ascomycota; Eurotiomycetes; Eurotiales; Aspergillaceae
Exons: 2
Coding region: 188-457 (89 amino acids)
Source: RefSeq, a predicted model, not a curated record